This is a messenger RNA of Penicillium cinerascens, 3651 nucleotides long. Its product is annotated as putative cell wall biogenesis protein Mhp1. The coding region runs from base 1 to 3651 and encodes 1216 amino acids. NCBI's taxonomy places the organism in Eukaryota, Fungi, Ascomycota, Eurotiomycetes, Eurotiales, Aspergillaceae. The transcript has 2 exons. The record is from RefSeq and is a predicted model, not a curated record.
AUGGAGGGCGUUCAGACUGUGGAUGUGAGCUGGCUUCACCAUUCUCAGAAAGAUCACCUCCAGCGCACAAAAUCAGUGACUUCAGCGUGCGAACGGCCUGGCUCCGAGGAAGAAGCCACGACUACACCAUCCAAGUCGCAUCGAAGAUCCCGUUCGAGUAGCAGCCCGGCACGCCCAACAUCAAGUACUCCGGAACCGAAGAACGGGACUCAAAAUGAUCUGGGCAAGGUAGAAGAGAAGGUAGAGCCGAAUGAGAAUAAUACCGCGGAGGAGCAAACUUCGUCGACCCCGCCGCCGGCAACACAACGGAGCGCACCCAAGCCCGUUGGCGGGCGGAGGAAUUCCUGGAUCUCGAGUUUGAGCUCCAAGUUUUCGUCUGGCUCGACGCCUCCCUCGCAAUCCAGUCUGAAAGCAAGUCCAGCCAGUCCUAAAGCUACCUCUCCUCUUGAUGCCCAUAACCCUUUCGGCGCCGCAUACUCCCCGAAGGACAAGGAGGAAGAAAAGAAAGACGAGUCCAAUCCGUUUACUUCAUCCUCACCGAAAGGCCCCUCAUUUCUCCACAAUGCACUGCGCAAGUUCUCGUCAAACUCGGGCGGACUGCCCAAGAUCUCGCCAAACGGAGCGGUAUGUCCGCGCCGCGUGAUGAACCUCGACCCGAGUCGAGACAGGUGCAAGAUUGCAGAGUUGAACCAGGCGAAGCUUCACCGUGUUGCGUUUUGCGUGGACGUUGAGAUCGCCGGUGUUUCUCAUCGCGACACUGACGAGGACGCUCCCCCUACCUGCCAACUCCGACAGCCUCUCCCUGAGUCCAAUCGUUCCAAGUCGAAGAAGUUAGAAGGGAAGGUGGAUACUAAAGUGGUCGCCCAGUGCAAAGAGAAUGAGGAAGCCGGAGCGCUGAAGAAUCCACAGGCUGCAGUGGCCGAGAAAGAAGCUCCAACUCCGGCUUCUGCUCCUUGUCCUGCGCCUGCGCCUGUCCAAGGAAGUAGCCCAACUCAGGAUGCGCAGUCUACUCCUGCACCGACUACGGCUGACUCCAAAUCUGUUGAGUGUAAGCCUAAUGGCGAAACGAAAGAUCCGAGCAGGAAGCAUGAAAAGAAGAAGCGCUCCGAAGAAGAAAGAAAGGAGCGAAAGGAGCGCAAGCGGAGACAAGCUGUGGCAAACGGCUCUAUCCCAUUGCAGCUGGAUGCAGAGAACGAUGAUGACGAGGGUCAAGCGCCGGCGACUGGUGUUUCACGCCCCAAAACGCAGAGUCACCCCACUACCGAUCCAGUGCGGAUCUACCGUCGGUGUUGUCAGCUCCGAGAAACCCCAGUUCUUAAGAGAGUGGUUGAUGAGAUCUCUUUGCCAUCCUCCACGCUAGCUGAGUCCCCCGGCACUGUCGCUGCUUUGGAUCUCAGCAACUUCCCCAUGACCUCGCAAGAUAUCGCAACCUUCAGCGACUGGCUCGCUGUCGUCCCUGUCCGGAAACUUAUUCUUGAGAAUUGUGCUCUUACUGAUGACUCUGUGCGAGCCAUUCUUGCUGGACUCCUCUCAACAAAGACCGUGGAGCAGAUGCGUUAUCGGCGGAGACGAAACCGCAAGUCGGAUGCCCCGGAUAUGGAGGACGAGAGAUGGGGUGUUGUGGAGAAGCUUUCACUCAAAGGCAACCCCAAAAUUGGCCGGGAAGGAUGGCGUCAUAUUGGUCUCUUCAUCCACUUAUCCAAGUCUUUGAAGGCCAUUGACCUGUCGGGCGUUCCUUUCCCCAAGUGCAGGGCUUCGUCCGAUAGUUCCACAGGAACCAAUCAGUCACACCCUGUUCCAGACGUUUGCACCAUCUUUGCUGAUGCAUUGGCUGAGCGUUUUGCCGGCGAUCACCUUGAAGAACUGUUGUUGAGCGAAUGCAAGCCCUCAAAUGAUCAAGUCAAGAUGAUUUGCGAGGCCUCCGCCAAAUUGGGAUUGCGGAGACUGGGUUUCGCAAACAAUGAACUGUCCAGAGAGGGCUUCGAGCAUGUGGUGGAAUACUUCAAGGCUGGCUCAUGUGAAGGUUUGGAUUUGGGAGGAAACCCCAUCAAGGAUGACCUCGAUCUCCUCGCCGAUGCUAUUGAACCUGAGCAGCCUUUCUACGCGCUCAGUCUGGCGGAUUGUGCUUUGAAUUCCACUGUGAUCUGCCGUUUGCUUCAAGCCCUCACCCGACUUCACAACCUUCGUUUCAUUGAUGUGUCUCACAAUCCUGAGCUCUUCUCGGUCCAGCCUAACGCCCUUGGCGCAUUCCGGCGCUUCUUGCCUAAGAUGCCAUCUCUGAAGCGUAUACAUCUUGCCGAUGUUGAUUUGUCGCCGGAUCACAUUAUUGGGUUGGCUGAGGUUCUGCCAGAGUGCCCUAGCCUGUGUCACCUGAACAUACUCGAGAAUCCUCAAAUCGUCCGCCUGGCAUCUGCUGUGAACCCAGUUGUCCAGGAAGAGGCAUGUGCUGUCUACGCUUCCAUGAUGGCCGCUGUUCGUGUCUCGAGGACUAUCAUUGCAGUCGACAUCGAAGUUCCCACCGCAGAGAACAACGAAGUUGUGAAAGCUCUAGCGUCCCAGAUCGUUGCAUACUCGCUUCGGAAUCUCGAGGGUGGCGCCAUUGCAGAAGAGCUCUCGGAAACCGGCGUAUCCAUUGGAUCAAAGGACAUUCCGGUGCCGGAGAUCUUACAACACAUCGUUGGAGUUAACGGCCCUGUUGAGGAGCCUUGCGGUGAAGAGGAGGACGAGUUAGCUCCCGACGAGGACUAUGUUAUUGGCGGUACAGGUGUGGUCAAGGCACUAGGUGUCUGCCUCGGAAACCUGGAUCAUCAUCAUGCGCUCGAUGCUCUCGGAGACCACUCUACACCUCCCAGCGGCACCACGACUCCCAGACGUCGGAAGUCCCGCGGCAUUGUUACAAAGCGGCCACGCGAUAUGUCGAAGAACCUACUCGAGUCGGCACGCAACAUCCGUGUGCGGAUCCAGUCAGCGCUUAUUCGCGAGGACCGAGCUGGUAACGACGCGAACUACCGUCGUCUCCAGUUUCUGGAUUAUACUUUGGCCAAGAUGAUCCAGCGCUUUGAGGACGAGUACCCGGAGACUCGUCUUCCUCAAGCUGCUCCUUCAGCCGUGGUUCCCGACUCGAGCUCACAGAAUUCUGGCGAAGAUGCAAACGGGACAAAUGCUACUGGCAAUUUGAGCAGCAGCAUGGUCGACGAAAACGCCGUCGACGACGAAGAAACCGAUCAAUACGCUAUUCAUCUCUCCCGAGCCAGUUCGAUAACAUCCUUCCACGCUCGUGCCAUGACGUCUGAAGAAGGCCACCUCCACCGUCUAGGCCAGAACCUGCGUCGCGACUUCCUCAACCCACCCGAAAAGCAGGCUGACGGCAGCGAGGAUGACGAGUCUCACAUCGUCGCCUUGCGUGAGAAACUCGAACGUCUGCACGAAGAGCAGUCUCAGUCACCAUUCGAUAGUGCUCAGGCAGAGCAAGCAUUCGAGAAGCUUGAAAAUACCGUCGACGAUCUCUGGGCAGCCCAGCGACAAGACGCCGAAGGAUUCGAAAAGUUCAAGCAGUCCCAGAUCGCGGCGCAGAUAAACAGUGGUCUGCGCCCUGCCGACAGCUGCAAGAAGGAUGCCACUACAUUUGAGAGCACGUCGCCUCCGUCUUAG